AUGCGUAAAAUGGCGCCGUCGACGGCGAAGGCGAAGAACCACGUCGACGAAGAAAAUAGAUUAACAAGAGGAUUAACUAAACUUUCCACUGCAUUCACUACAGACCUACAGAACUUUCAGGAACUCCGUUCAAAAUGUACAAAGGCAGUAGAAGGAAUAACUUCCAAUACCGCCUAUAAAACACAUCAAAAUGUUUUAUGUGAUUAUAUAACUUCUGCUGUUAGAGGUACUUACGGGAAUAGUCGACGAAAGGGUCAAGGCUCUUCCGAGGUUUGGAGUGGAUUAGAUCGUAAGAAUCGUUGUUAUAUGUUACGAAUAUGUAUGAAAUAUUUAAUGUAUCAUUAUUGUAUAUCGGAGGAUGAUGUUAAGACGGUUUUAAAUGCAAUGGAAUCGCAAGUUAAGACAUGGAAUGUGGGAGGGGAUGGAAGUCCAGAGGAAAAGGAAAAGAAUAGAGGGGCUUUUGGUAGGUGUAUAUCAAAAUCUUUGGUUAAAAGUCCAAAGGGGGGAAAUGACUUAAAGUGUAAAGUAAUUAAAAUAAUUAAGGAUAGUGAUAGAGGUAAGCCGGAACAAUUAGAAAAGAUUAAACCCUCAGGGGGAGGAAGUGGAACUUGCCCUAUGAAUUAUGACAAUGGUUGUAAUAACGGUAACGCCGUCACCGGCGUCCCCGCCGUCGAUGUCGACAGCGAAGAAAGCGAAGACGAUGACGAAGAUGAUGAGGAUGACGACGUCGACACGAUAACCACAACAACAACAACGACAACAUCAUCGAUACAAACACCAUCCCUUCCAGGAGCGAAUGGGAAGAAAGGGAACCUUCCCUUUCCUUCCCUAUCUUCUUUUCCUUUUGACUCGAUUCAUCCUUAUCUUCCUCUAGUUCCUCCUGUCCUUGGAAUUAUGACCAUAACUUAUUUCCUUUGGAAGUAUUUUGGGCAACUGGGUAAAAUAAGACGUUUCAGAAGAGCUCCUUCAAGAAUUCCUGGUCCAUCGGUACAGGAACAGCUCCUCGAUCAUGUGCAGAAAGAUAGUUCACAUGAAUAUCGAUUGGUGAAGGAACGAAAACCUCGUUCUGUUCCAACGAGAGAAAAACGUUCUGGUCGCGUGAAUCGUCGAACGAUUAUUGAAAUUCAUUUUGAAGUGUUAGACGAAUGUCAAAAAGGGGACUCACAAUUGGCUCAGAAGGAUUUUCUAGAACUUUUGGUUCGUGAGUUCAUGGGAUCCGAAUUAAGGGAAGAAGAACAGGUUCUUAAGGAAGAAGUUCUUAUGGAAAGUGUUCCAAUUUUAGGUUCCUGGUUACUGGUUUAA
Molecule: messenger RNA, 1302 nt
Organism: Plasmodium knowlesi strain H
Lineage: Eukaryota; Apicomplexa; Aconoidasida; Haemosporida; Plasmodiidae
Product: SICAvar, type II
Exons: 3
Coding region: 1-1302 (433 amino acids)
Source: RefSeq, a predicted model, not a curated record